ACUUGUCCUCCCUCGUCUCCCCCGGGUGCACAGAGGAGCAGGAGAGGGGAGGAGGCGCGGACUGCACACUUGCACUCUGGUAGCCAACGGGAGCACAUUGAGCCCAGGCUGCCACCCCCCCCGCUUCACAGACUGCACCAAAAAGCCACAACAAGAGGAUUUCCCGCCGCAAGAGCAGGAUUUCCUCCUCGGAAUCACUUGGAGAUCUUCUUCGAAUUCUGCUUUUGAAGCUUCAGCAUGGCAGAAGCGGCCCUGGGUGGACACCUGAGGGCCAGGAUGGGUCUCCUGUGGGCUCUGCUGACUCUCCUCAACCACGUGGGGGCUUUCAACCUGGAUACUACUCACACGCUGCACAAGCUGGGGGACCGCGGGACCUUUUUUGGUUUCUCUCUCGCGCUACAUCAGCAGCUCACCCCAGAACCUCAGAGCUGGAUCCUGGUGGGGGCGCCACAGGCUGCCGGCCAGGGUUUAUUGCGCGGUAGUCGACCGGGUGCUUUGUUCAAGUGUCCUAUCACGCCUGAGGAAUAUGACUGUGAGAGGGUGGACAUUGAUGGCGAAGUGAGUCUAAAUAAAGAGAACAAAGACAACCAGUGGCUGGGAGUGACUGUCAAGAGCCAAGGCAUUGGAGGGAAGGUGGUGACCUGCGCUCACUUGUACGAGCUCAGGCAGCGCGUGCACCAACCCUCCGAGACGCGCGAUCCCAUUGGACGCUGCUACGUCCUGAGUGAAGACCUGACGGAGCGAGACGACCUGGACGGAGGAGAAUGGAAGUUCUGUGAGGGUCGGCCGCAGGGUCACGAGCAGUUUGGCUUCUGUCAGCAGGGUCUUUCCGUCAGUUUCACCCCAGACAACAACUUCAUCUUGUUUGGGGCCCCGGGCACGUACAACUGGAAAGGUGAAAUGCGCGUGCAGCUGCUUAAUCAGACGCUGCUCGACCUUGGUUUCUAUGAUGACGGACCCUACGAGGUGGCGGAUCAGAAACAGCUUAAUGCCCGGCUCAUCCCUGUGCCCUACCACAGUUACCUGGGGCUCUUGUUCAUGGCUAGCCCGGUUGAAGACGCACUGCUGUACAAAACUCUGGAGCCCUCCAAGAAGCCCACAGCCUUUGAGGAUGUAACCCAUAAUAGCUACUUAGGCUUCUCUGUCGACUCGGCCAUGGGAAUAAUGAGCCUUGGGGAGUUGACCUUUGUGGCGGGUGCACCGCGGGCAAAUCACACGGGGGCCGUGGUGCUGCUACGCAAAGACAACGUUUACCGGCUGGUGCCCGAGCACAUUUUCUGGGGAGAGGAGCUGGCAUCUUCCUUCGGCUACUCCGUGGCGACCACUGAUCUCAACAAUGAUGGCUGGACCGACCUGAUUGUGGGAGCGCCCAAUUUCUUUGACCGUAAGGCAGAGAUCGGCGGUGCUGUCUACGUAUACCUGAACCCGUUCGGUCACUGGGACGAUCAGGCCCGGCCCAUCCGUCUCAAUGGGACGUAUGACUCCAUGUUUGGCAUGACGGUCAACAACAUCGGCGAUCUGGACCAGGAUGGAUAUGGAGACAUCGCUGUUGGAGCUCCGUUCGACGGGGACGGCAAGGUGUUCAUCUAUCGAGGCUCGGAUGCAGGAAUUGAAACCAAACCCGCUCAGGUGCUGGAUGGUCGAGACUUUGAGGUGAGGCGGUUUGGAUACUCCAUCUCAGGUGGCUUGGAUGUGGAUGAGAACCACUAUCCAGACCUCGCCGUGGGCUCGCUCAAUAAUUCAGUGGUGCUCUUCAGGUCUCACCCAGUCAUUCACGUGAUUCGGGAAAUAGCUAUUGACCCACAAUACAUUGAUCUGACCCAGCCUAACUGUAAGGGCCGAGAUGGAGUUUGCAUCGAGGUCAAGGCCUGCUUUGUCUACGCAGCCCACCCAGUGCACUACUCACCACAUAUAACCCUGGUGAUACGCUUUGAAGCCGACUCAGAGCGUAGGAAGCUGGGCCUCCCCCACCGUGUCAGCUUCCUGGGCCAGAGUUCCCUGGAGCCAGAGUACAUGCAGACGGAGGAGGUGGAUCUGCAUCGUCAGAAACACCCGGCAUGCACCACCGCUACUUUCCAACUUCAUGAGAACAUCAGGGACAAACUGCGGCCGAUCUCAUUGGCCAUCACCCACACCAUCAAACCUGUGCCCCCGCGCAGACACUCAGCCAACAGACUGGAGAAACUGGGUCCUGUGCUCAACGUGUCACCUUCCAACACGCUGCACUCGGAGGUGAACUUCCUGCGCGAGGGAUGCGGCCAGGACAAAAUAUGCCAGAGCAACCUGAAGCUGAGCUACCGCUUUGGAACGCGGCCUCUCACCUCUGACCUGUUCACCCCUCUGCCAAGGUUAGUGUGUCGGUACAAAACAUGCAUGCGUGAGAGUGGAUAUUUUUUAAAAUUCACCAUCAACUUGAGCACGGCGAACAUUACCAUCGAAACCACUGAGUUGACCGCCGAGCUCCAGCUGACUACCAUCAGCGAGCAGCCUGACCUGGCACCAAUCACGGCAGUGGCCAAAGUUGUAAUAGAGCUCCCUCUUUCUGUCAGUGGGCUGGCUCGUCCUCACCAGCUAUUCUUCAGCGGUGAUGUUAAGGGUGAGAGCGCCAUGAGCAGUCUGGAGGACGUCGGCAGCCCGGUGGAUUUUGAGUUUGUGGUGACCAAUCCCGGACAAGCUCUGCAAACGCUUGGCUCCGCUUUCCUCAACAUUAUGUGGCCCUAUGAGCUAGCCAAUGGCAAGUGGCUCCUGUAUCCAGUCAGCAUGAACUUCGAUGGGCAUUUGGCAUCCCACUGUACUCCGGCAGAAGCGAUGAACCCUUUGAGUCUGCAUGGUCCCUCACCUGCGCAGCUUGUCAAUCAAACGGCUGGGCGAGUUCGCCGCUCCCACCUGGAUCUCGAAGGCCAGGAGACGAGCAGCGGCAGCGUGAAACGAACCGCUCCGGCUGUGGCGGCUUCCGAGAGACGCAAGUCACUCAAGCUGGAUUGUCUCCUGGGGUCAGCACGGUGCGUGCUCUUGCAGUGCCCCCUCCACAGGUUCUCCGGACAGGCGGUGCUCAAGAUCCACGGCAGGCUGUGGAACAGCACUUUCAUCGAGGAGUUCCCGACUGUUAGCGCUCUGGAGCUGCUGGUCAGAGCAGAAAUCACCGUCAAAUCCACCAUUAAACAUCUGCUCCUCAGGGAUGCUGCAGCACAGGUUCCAGUGAUGAUCUAUCCCGAGCCCGGUCUAGUGGAUCAAUACUCAAUCCCCUGGUGGAUCAUUCUCAUCGCCAUCCUGGCAGGCAUCCUUCUGCUCACCCUGCUGGUCUGCAUACUUUGGCGGUGUGGUUUCUUCCAACGGGCCCAUCUCAAAGACAAACUGCCUCAGUACCACGCAGUGAAGAUCCCUCGCCAGGAGCGGCCGCAGUUCCAGACAGAGAAAUCUGGCGUUCAUAAAAAGGAAUGGACCACACACUGGAGUGACGGGUCUUCUUAAACACACCCACACACACACACACAUCCUCAACCUACCACACCGACCACCCCCUUCUGAGCGUGUCACUCAUUUGGACAUACUGCAGCGGUGACACAAGCACAUUGCUGAAGACUGCAUCUUGAGUGAUUGUUUGGCCAUCGUGGUGUGUUUGAAGCAUAUAUGAUGAUUGUUAAACAUAUGGGACGAUGGUGAGGUAGCCUGUGACAAGGACUACUACUCUAUGUGUUGAGUUGUUUUUUGUUUUUGUUUUUGCCUGAACUGCUGUAGCAUUGAUGACCUAUAUGGGCAGUUUUUAUAUAUAAUAUUAGUUUUAGUGUCUGCAAGGCAGACCGAUUGAAAUGGCCGAAAAUCAGUUCCCCUAAGAAGUGCUGUUUUUUUUUUUUUGUGUUUGUUGUUUUGAGGGUUUUUUGCUUUUUUUGUGUGGGACCCUGGUUCUUGUGUAAGUUUACCAGAAAUCCUGGACUUAAAAAUGGGUCUGGCAAAAACUUGCGAUUUAUGGGCAGACCUGAUUUCUGACAAAUUCCAAUUUCAUCCCAUAUCCCCCACACUAGGUUGGUGUCAAAUUCAUUUUCAGGUUGGGCCAUGACUGUGAAAAUCAUAUAUACUCACACACACACACACACACACACACACACACACACACACACACACACACACACACACACACACACACACACACACACACACACUCACGACAGCAUUUGGCCCCGAUGCAAGCGGACUGUACAAGGAGUCCUCGCUUUAUAAGCAAAGCAAUGCAACUUGCACUUUCACCCUUGCCAGGGGUAAUAAAAUUACCCUCACAGUUUUCGUCAAGUUGGUGAGCAGCAACGUUUUCCUGAUUUUGUUCUUUUUCUCAUUUCACUUUUUCUUCCUCCUUGAAUAUUUCGCAUUGAGUCAUCUUAAAUUCAUCGAUGAGUCCUCUU
Messenger RNA from Hippocampus comes (tiger tail seahorse), 4397 nucleotides. It is a transcript of the gene itga7, whose product is annotated as integrin, alpha 7. Gene Ontology annotation, cellular component: external side of plasma membrane; integrin complex. The record is from RefSeq and is a predicted model, not a curated record. The transcript is spliced from 25 exons. The coding region runs from base 238 to 3471 and encodes 1077 amino acids. Gene Ontology annotation, molecular function: integrin binding. Lineage: Eukaryota; Metazoa; Chordata; Actinopteri; Syngnathiformes; Syngnathidae. Gene Ontology annotation, biological process: cell-matrix adhesion; cell adhesion mediated by integrin; leukocyte migration.